Molecule: messenger RNA, 3400 nt
Organism: Xyrichtys novacula (pearly razorfish)
Lineage: Eukaryota; Metazoa; Chordata; Actinopteri; Labriformes; Labridae
Source: the annotation of a GenBank genome assembly
GUUCAUGUCACGUGACUAGCAGCGGCACAUCUUAAUGACGUCUGCUGUGUUGUGGUGUGUGAGCAGAAGCCUUUAUUCGGGCCUUUAAUUCAGUCAUUGGAUCAGUACACUGUUAAAAUGAACAAGAACAAAGCCAGCGGAGUGUCCUGGGUGAAACCAGCGGAGCCGUCUUUUCUGAAGAAGUUUAAAAAUGAUGUGGGUUAUAAGGAAGGACCGACAGUUGACACGAAGGUUCGUAUGAGAGAAGCUGCUGAUGUAGCUGUGAGUGUCUGGAUCGGAACCACGUUAAUCCACCUCAGUGGAUGAAAUAUCAGUGUUAGCUGUAAAGUCUCCAGGUGUUUAUACUCCAGACUGCACGUAGAGACAGUCAGUUAACUAAAAUCCUUCACUUCACUCUAACUAGACAGAACCUCCAUCGGUUCAUUUAGACUACACCACACUGCACUGGGAACAUAAUACAGAGUCUGAACAUACACAAACCAGGGCCGGAUCCAAAUACCUGGACUUCUCUGAUGUGGCAUAGGUCCUCGAGAGUCUCCAGCCCCUUUGCAACGCGGAUACAGAUUUGUAUAGCCUUCAUUUUGGUAGUCCACCCCUAGACCACAUUGGACUAGGUCUUGAUCCAAAACCACAAUACCUCGAUUUUUCAGAUCUGCCAGAAAUAGCUCGAGUGAGUCUGCUGUCUCUUUAAUACACAGAUAUAGAUUUUUGCAUUCUUUGAUUUAUUCGUUAAGAAUGCAACUAAAGAGUCAUUUCACCUUUUUCGCCUAUUGGACCGGGUCCUGGUUGGGUUUGCCCUCAUUGAGCAGCCAUGCUACAGGGAUUUUGACUUUGUCAAAGUCACCUGUUCCUAACACACAAAUCUGAAGCUGUGAGCUGCAGUGGUUCUGAGGGGUUUUCUGUGGGACUCUGUUGAAACUACAUUUGAGUUGAGAGUUAAGAAGCUUCACGCUCCAAAAGUAUGUUCUGGAUAAAUGGCUGUAAAUCAAGUGUAAAUAUUUCUCCCCUCUGAUUCUGCCUUCUUGGUCACACCUUUGGUUGAGUAGCAGUAAACCAUUAUCAAGGAGUAGGUAAACGUGGUUAUAAAGUUAAAAUAACUGUGUUUCCAAUGUCAGCGCCAGGCAAUGCCAACUCUGGAUGAUGACAGCGGGAGUGAUCAAGAGGAUGAGCUACCUCAGGUUGUGGUCCUGAAAAGUGGAGACCUGAGCGCAGAUGAGGUGAAGAAGAUCAAGGAAUUACGUGGAGGCACAGACAAAGGUAAGACUGAGGCUUUAGUUUUACACCGAGUUUUCAGACUGACAGACAAAGAUUUCACAUGUACACACAUGCACAUCAAUUGCUGCAUGCCAAAAGUAUCAGUAUGUCCCUAUCUAGUUCCCUUUGCAGAUCCCUAUGUUCCCUAUGUAUGCCUGCAUACCUCUACAAACCUCCAUGAGGUUGAAGCACAAUCAUAAAUGUGAUGUCUGUUUCCAAAGCAUUUAUUUUGUAAGAGCAGCUGCAGUAUGGACUGUAACACAAAGAAAAUGUAUGUGAUUUGAAAUGCAGGUUUGAAGUGUUUUAAUGACUUUCCACAUUUAACUGUCCACAGAUGAUGAACCACCUUCUGAUGGUAAAAUUCUGUUCAAGAAACCAGCCAAGCGCUCCUCCUCAGACAAGUUUCAGGGCAUUACUGCCAGCUCUAGCAAAAAGAAGAAGAGUGAUGGAGGGGAGAAAGAGGAAGAGGAGAAGAAAGAAGUGAAGUCUGGAAAGAAAGUUAAAAAUAACAGCCUUCUGUCAUUUGGAGGAGAUGAGGAGGAAGAGGACGACGAUUAAAUGUUACCGAAGAAAUGUAAGACUGUCAUUAGCUCUGAGACUGAGAGGAUUCAAAGUAAUGUUUAAACAUUAUUGGUAAAGUUAUUAUAAAAUAUUUACAAGUAAGAACCAACAUGUUGGACUGUAUACUGUCCAGAGUUCAUCUCAUUGUGCAGCACCUCCACUCUGCAGUUCAUUUAAAAGGACAGUUCAGUAUUUUUACCUAUUUCGUAGCCCAUUAACUACAAACAGGUUUGUUCUUUAUGUUGCUGAUGAAAGUUUCUCCAAUUCAUUUUACUGCAAAAUUAACUUGUUUAGAUUCAUAUUGGUUUUACAGUUUCCACUAUGUUUGUUGAGCAGCACAGGAACAAUUUUCAGCUCAAUAUAGUGAUUUAAAUUGAUAUUCUGCUGAGCAGAAACAACCAGGGCUGAGCAGACUGAGGGAAAUGUGUGUUUUCUGACCAUUACUGUUGUCUGGAUCAAAAUUUACAAACUUCCUAGAACCAAUCUUUAGGCCUAGGUUUGAUGUGACACAGGUAUAUAACCCAAGUAGUGUGGUGGUGAUUCUUCAAACAACCUUUGAUCAAGUACAAACAGUACCUACCAGUAAGCAGAGACCAAAUUCACCUACUAUCCCUACCAUAAUGAAACUUUCCCUUAAGUGUAGUUACCUUAUCUGUUUUUACAGCAGAAUCAAGUAUUGAAAAUUUGUAGUGAAUAGGUUAGAAAUAGAAAAUCACCAGUGUAAAUGAAGUAUCUCUCCUUUUACACUUUCAGAUGUAAUCAGAUUAAAAAGUUCUUUUUAAGAGUUCUGCAAAGACAAACUGUAAAAGGCUCAAGCUGAACUCGUGUUGCCUAAAGGUGCUUUUCAGAUCUUUAAGUUUGUUUCAGAGCAAACUAUGCAAUGUAAUGUAAUACACAUAAAUCAGGCAACACCAGGUCAAACAAGGGAUUAAUUGCAGUAUAUUGUCUGACAUGUAACUUCACACCAAGGCACUUGAGUUAACUUUUUCACCAUGAAAAAAGUUACUUUUCUCCAUUGACCUGCAUGUUGAUGAACUGUUUUCAGUUACAGACUUUAAACUACUGGUCUUCCUGGGUCCUUGGUGCCUCCCAUUGUAGGGAACAAUAAAGCAAUACUCAAAAACAGCUGUUUAUGUCACAGUUGCGGGUCCCAGAGGAUGUCUUCACAUUACCACAGAAGAGUCCUGCUGUGAGCUUUUAUUGAAAAUACUCCUCAUUUGCGUCUCAUGCAUAUUAAGAUCCUUUUGUUUAAGUCAACUUUGAUUCCUUCCUGUAAUGUUAUCAGAUCUGUAAUUAUGUUUUCAAGUAAUGUGGAGGUGUUUAUCAUAGAAUUUUUAAUACAUUCAACUGAACAUUGGAUGUAUGAAUAUAUUCUAGCUUCGACUAAGGAGCUGAGCAUUUAUGUGAAAAACAAUGCAUUCUUCUUAAUGCAGUUGUAUUGUUUUUAAACUGUGAUUCUUUUUAUUUUGUGUAUUUUUAGAGAGUGUUUGUGGCUGUGACAUUUGAAAUAUAAAACAUUAAACUGUUCAUCAUCCUGUCUUGGGACAUCAUGUUUCAGGUCAGCAUUGUGGUUGAGUCAGACUGA